Molecule: messenger RNA, 3251 nt
Organism: Fundulus heteroclitus (mummichog)
Lineage: Eukaryota; Metazoa; Chordata; Actinopteri; Cyprinodontiformes; Fundulidae
Gene: coro1b
Product: coronin, actin binding protein, 1B
Exons: 12
Coding region: 419-1924 (501 amino acids)
Biological process (GO): actin filament organization; cell migration
Molecular function (GO): actin filament binding
Source: RefSeq, a predicted model, not a curated record
AGUAGAAGCGCGACUGGACAGGGGCCGGGAGGCACAGGCAGGAAAGCAAAUUGGAGAUAUCUAUCUUGUCCUCCCAGCGCGUCUUUGAUGUGUCCUCCCAGGAGCGGAAGUGUCUGGGAUUCCGCUCAACCCAUCGCUCCAAACCAGGCGUUUUGCACAGGGAGACGGCAGCGUUUGUGCAUCUCUUCCCAGCAGAAGGGGAGCCCUUUUGAGCGUCGCUGCGCGCCACUGGAAAUGCUCUUUGAGGUCUGCGCAAUAGCCGCGGACGCCUGCCUGGACACGGGAGGGGAUUAAGUUACUGCUGCUGGCGGCGGAUUAUUUUAGUGGCCUCCUGUCACGCCUGCCUCUAGCCUUUGGUGAUCCUGUUUCCAAUUAAGAACGAUCGCUGAAGAAGAAGAAGAAAAAAAAAACAGGGAGGAUGUCUUUCCGUAGAGGCGUGGUCCGGCAGAGCAAGUUCCGCCACGUCUUCGCUCAGGCCUGGCGGGCCGAGCACUGCCUCGACGACGUCAGGGUGUCCCGGGUGACGUGGGACGGCCCGCUCUGCGCGGUCAACCCCAAGUUCAUCGCGGUCAUCAUCGAAGCGGGCGGAGGAGGGGCCUUCCUCGUUGUUCCGAUCAGCAAGAGCGGCAGAAUCGACCAGUCCUCCCCCACGGUCUGCGGACACGCGGCGCCCGUGUUGGACAUCCAGUGGUGUCCCCAUGACGACAACAUCAUUGCAAGUGCCUCAGAGGACUGCACAGUGAAGGUGUGGCAGAUCCCCGAUGGUGGGCUGACCAGCCCGAUGACUGAGCCGAUGAUGACCCUGGAGGGCCACAGUAAACGAGUGGGAAUCCUGGCUUGGCACCCAUGUGCCUUCAACAUCCUAUUAACUGCAGGCUGCGAUAACGUGGUUUGUGUGUGGAAUGUGGGCACUGGCGAGCUUGUGUACCAGCUCUUUGACGCCCACCCAGACCUGAUCUACAGCGUCAGCUGGAACAAGGAUGGCAGUGCUGUGUGUACGGUGUGCAAGGACAAGGCCCUGCGCAUCAUCGACCCGCGCAGGGGCGCCAUCCUCAAGGUUAGAGAGAAGGUCCAUGAUGGUACGAGGCCCAUGAGAGCCGUGUUCCUCGCUGAUGGAAAAAUCCUGACCACAGGCUUCAGCCGUAUGAGUGAAAGGCAGCUCGCUUUGUGGGACACAAAAGAUCUCUCUGAGCCGAUGGCGGUACAAGAAAUGGAUACAAGUAAUGGAGUUCUUCUUCCCUUUUAUGAUCCUGACACGAACAUGGUCUACCUCUGUGGAAAGGGGGAUUGUACCAUCCGGUAUUUUGAAGUGACAGACGAGUCCCCCUACGUUCACUUCCUCAGUUUAUACAGCAGCAAGGAGCCACAGAGAGGCGCAGGGUUUCUCUGCAAAAGAGGUGUGGAUGUCAACAAGUGUGAAAUUGCCAGGUUCUAUAAGCUGCAUGAAAGGAAAGUGGAACCUAUUUCAAUGACUGUACCACGCAAAUCGGAUCUCUUCCAGGGAGACCUUUAUCCAGACACUGCAGGCGUGGAGCCGGCUCUGCUGGCCGAGGAAUGGAUCGCCGGACAGGACGCGCCACCUCUGCUCGUCUCCCUGAGUGGAGGGUACGCAGCCCCUCCGUCCAAACACAGAGACACCCUCAGAAGCAAGCCCAAGCCGAGCUCUCAGGAUUCUGGGGCCGCAACUGUAGCAGCUUCCCCCACACCGCCAUCUGCCGCCAAGGAAGCGGAAGAAGAGACGCCGCAGCCACGAGUGACUGCAAGGGAGUCAGAUGGAAACACAGAGAGGCCUAGGAGAGAGGAUGAAAUGUUGAGCGAAUUGCUCGCAGAGAUGAAGGCCUUACGAGCCGUCGUGCUCGCUCAGAACCAGAGGAUUGAGCUUCUGGAGAGGCAGCUAACCCGGAUUGAAGAUGGUGACGUGUGAGGAGGCAAAAAAAAAAAAAAAAAAGACCACAAGAGACCGCAUUCCUGAAGAAAACUAUAGACUGUAGCCUUACUAGUCUUAACAAUACCUUAAUGCUUUGUGAGUGUGGAAACCUUGUGUAAAGAUUGUGAAUCAAUGUGGCUUCCAGCUGCUACGAUUAAGAGUGCAUUUUCCAGAUGAAGUUUUUUUUGGUAAUAGGGUGUCAUCUGCAUAGAGUGAAACUCGGAGCAAAACUGAAGGAUCUUGUAGCAGUUAUUGGAUGGUGCAACUUUUGAGCUUUUUAAGAUGAAUGCUUCAGUUCUGCGAGACUGCAGGAGUUACAGUGAAAUAACUCACUCAAAUUAAUGCAGAAGGUAACAAUAAGCAUACUGCGAAAAUUUUGCUAAAAGUUGCCAUUUUAUUGCAACGCAAUUAAUUACCUCCAGUAUGUGUUUUUGUCUUACUGUCUCGGACAUUUAGACGUGUCACCUCUAGGGCUUAUUGUUCAGGUAGUUUAUGCUGCAAAACCAAGUCAAGUCAAGGCCCGACCUUUUUUUUUUUUUUUUUUUUUGUGACUUGCACUUCAUUUUUCCUCUCUCUAGUUUGCUCCGUUCAAACGUGUGAACCUAGAAUCUCCAUAUUCAACAGUGAGAACUGUUUGAGUGAUAGGUGGUGAGAAUGUUGUGGAAUAUUUGUCUGUAGAUUUAUUCCAUGUUGUCGCUGCAGUAAACAAAAAUGUCAAGCGCUAGUGAUUUUGUAUAUUAAACGAGGAAAACGGCGGUGUUUUGUGGAUCACUAUAAGGUAAUGCGACUGAUUGAUAUCACACAUAUGCAUUUAUAACUGUUUCAGUAACAAGGAAACGGACAAAUUAACAUGAAACGUAACAUUUGUCUCCAUUUGCAGCAGAGUACGUAUCUGUGUUGAAAUAUGUAAAGCACUUUUAGUUUUGUUGCUUUAAUUUUAAUUGUAAGUUUUUUUUUUAAAUGUUCUUUAUUUAGAGGCAUUAUGGUGUAAUUUAUGUAGCAGUCAGUUGUAGGAUAACAAUGUUACAUUCCUGUUUAGCCCUUUAAUACUCUAAUUCUUUAUGCACUGACCUCUUAACACUGUUACGAACAACAGGUUUACCUAGACUACAGUGUGAAGAACGACUAAACUUUGUUUCAUAUUUCGUGCUAAAAAGCCUUUGAUUUAUACACUAAUGUUUCCCUAAUGUUCAAGUGUUUGAGAUCAGCUCUAGUCCUGAUAACUUCGAACAUUGUGUUUGAGUGGUUUAAUAGGUAAAAAUUUGAUGAAUGGACUUUGUUUUUAAUCCAACUUGUCAAUCUAAAUAAAAUAUCCCACACACUA